Messenger RNA from Pocillopora damicornis (cauliflower coral), 2435 nucleotides. RefSeq names its product centrosomal protein of 70 kDa. Gene Ontology annotation, biological process: cilium assembly; regulation of microtubule cytoskeleton organization. Gene Ontology annotation, molecular function: gamma-tubulin binding. The record is from RefSeq and is a predicted model, not a curated record. Gene Ontology annotation, cellular component: centrosome. NCBI's taxonomy places the organism in Eukaryota, Metazoa, Cnidaria, Anthozoa, Scleractinia, Pocilloporidae.
AUUUGGUCUAAACAAUCGUUACUGUUGUUUUUAUUGGCCUCGCUGAGUUUGUAUGGCACUGCAUUUAACUACCCCUAUGUUAAUGAAUAUGCUGUAUUUACAAGAUUAAAAGUUCCUGCCGAAUUAUGAAUACGAGAGUAGAAAGUGAGCUCCUCAGCCUCAGUGGAUCUUACCGGAAUCCUUACGAUCAUGGAAGGAGUGAGGAUGACAGUCCAAAGACAGCAGGUGUGAUGGCUGAUUGGGGUGCAAUCAACCGUAGGCUUAUGCAUCAUGGUUAUCAACCUGUCAUGGUGUUUCCAUCAGGUCAAUUGCAAGAAAGUCAUGGAGCAGCUGUUGCUUUAGAGGAGCUUUCAUCCAAGAAUUUACAGAACACUUUGGACAAGUUGAUGACUGAGAGUGACCGAAGGCAGUCAAUGGUGCAGGAGCUAAUCAGCUCUUCAACCAGAAUUCAAAGAGAUGCUGAUGAAGAAAGGGAAAGGGUUUAUCGUCAUGAAAUGGAGAUCAGGGAUCUAAAAAGAAAACUGGAAGAAGAAAAGCUUAAAGUUCAGGAAAUGGAGGGAGUUCGAUUAAUGGAACUUCAACGUCAUGGAAAAGAAGUACAAGAACUAAAAAGAACAAAAACUGAACUUGUGGCUUUGCAGAUGCAGCUACAACAGAAAGUUGCUCAAAGGGAGGAGGAAAUCACAAUUCUUCGGCAGACAUGUCAAGGUCUUGACAAUGUGGACGUUAAAAGACUUGACAUAGAAAAUGAUGUUAGGGGACACUCCUGGAAACAGUCAGCAGAGAAGAGAACUGCACCAGAUCAAAAGUUUUCGGAUGUAAUUGACAGCUAUGAAUCAAAGAUCUUUGAAAUGCAGCAGGAACUUAAAAAGUUGAAAAAAGAAAUGGAUAGUAAGACUCUGUCUCAUGUUGGAAGUCAAAGCCCUACUGAAAGUGAGUUGACUGCAGGAAGUGAAGUACCUCCACCAUAUGCAGACAUCAAUACUUCAACCAGUAAAGAUAGAAAGACUGAACGUAAAAUACAGAAAGAAGAAAAGGUACAGUCUACAGAGAAGCAGCUCAAAGAGUGUAAGAUGUUGAUCAAACUUCUUGAGAGUGAAAACACCCAACUCAAACUUGAGCUGGAAUCCAGACCUAAAUUCAGUGAUUGGAAGAAAGUGCAAAAAUACAAUAAACAGCUCGAAAGACUUCUAGCUCAAAAUAACCUGAGUCCACCUCACAAAAAACACAAGGAUGGAAGGUCUAAAAUGGAUGAUGUGACUUCUUUGAAAAAAAGAUACAGCAAACAUGUAGAAGAUCUUGAUUUUAUGCCCAUUGAUGCAUGCCGAAAACAUUUGAAGGAAGUGUGUUCUGGGCUAAGAGUCACUGACCUCAGAGAUAUUACAGAGAAAAUAAACUUGCUGAAUAUCAUUGCAGAGAAUCAUUUACCCAUGGAAAAGAUCAUGCAAGACAUCAUGGAUAUUAUUAACUCAAAGGAUACCCCUAACUUAUCAGUUGAAAUUCUGCACCAAAAUGGUGCUUCACAUAAAUCUCACUGUGAAAAGGCAUGGCAGUGUAUUGUUCCAACUCUGAACCUCUGGCUUACGCAACUUACAGGACUUCAAGAUCUUCAGGGACCAAUCAAUCAACUGUCAUUUAAUUUGAUGCCAUGGAAAUCAAACACAUUGUUUGAGGAGGAGGAUACCAGACCUUUAACAGUACAGAGAAUCAAAGAGGCACUUGAGUUUCUUUGCCUUGAAACUAGAGUCAGCCCAAGUGAGAUACAGACUCACACUGCAGAAGAAAUAUCACUGGAUCAUCUAAAAAGCAUUGUUGCUCACUUUCAGAAGCUGUUUGACUUAAACACUGUCAGUGGAGUAUUUACACGAAUGAAUGAGCUCUAUAUGCGGCUUGGAGAAACAUGCAAUGCAAUGAAUAAUAUGCGAGAAUUUCUUGGCUUAGAUCCAACUUGCAAAACUUCUGAUGUAGUGAAUGCAGUUUCUAAACUGAGUAAAGCUAGACAUCUCUUGAAAGUCGAGGACCUUCCUAACAUUAUGAAACGCUUGGAUCAGUAUGAUGAGUUCUACCCAGCUUUCCAAUCAAUGAUUUCUGAGUUGAAAAAGCUGUUGAGAGUUCAAGACAUGGAUGAAAUUGUCACAGCUGUAACAGCACUCAUCAAGUUUCCACCCUAUUGACUUUGCUAAGUUUUCCUUACAACCCUUUACAUUUAAAAAAAUUAUAUCACUGAGCAGAUAAUGAAGUGCCUUGUUCCCCACAGUACCCUAUUCUCAUUCUGUAGUGUUCAUUUUCACUCGAUAACCUAUUUAGGCCAGGACCCAAAUGGCCCAGACACAAUGUACUUUCUCUUAGUUUUAAGGUGACAGACUAUGUCAAUUGUAUCACAUCAUAACAAUUUGAAAACUUUCUUAUUAAACCACAGAUUUUUUACCUUUUCA